Paramacrobiotus metropolitanus is the source of this 2611-nucleotide messenger RNA. RefSeq names its product synaptotagmin-9-like. The record is from RefSeq and is a predicted model, not a curated record. The coding region runs from base 414 to 2156 and encodes 580 amino acids. Gene Ontology annotation, molecular function: clathrin binding; calcium ion binding; phosphatidylserine binding. The transcript has 4 exons. Gene Ontology annotation, biological process: regulation of calcium ion-dependent exocytosis; regulation of dopamine secretion; cellular response to calcium ion. Lineage: Eukaryota; Metazoa; Tardigrada; Eutardigrada; Parachela; Macrobiotidae.
AGCACUAUGCCACUGUAAUCCAUCCAUCAUCUUUUCCUGUAGCUUGGAAAGCUUCCGGUUCAUCUCACACGUAUGUACGUGCGAGAACAGGUGGUGCGGUUCCAUUGCCGAAAGGGCAGCUAAUAAUCCAUUCGGAACACUUGCGUAACGUCUGCUUCCGAAUGCAUUCGACUGAACCGGCCUUCUGACUUGUUCGGAUGUCCUCAACGUUUUUUUACCGGUUGUUCUAUUUCCUACCCGGAUAAGUUUUUCACAGGACGUACAAUUGUCGUGUAUUCUAGGGACGCUCAACAGGCCCAGUUUCUGUCGUAUUUAAGUGUUGUCUGUCAAAGGUUACAACCACGACGACAUUUUCACCGCAAUCAGGUGUGCAAGGAUAUUAUUAUACUGCAGCGAAAGGUAUCUGUAAAGAAAUGUCCACCAUCAAUAAACGAUGGGCAUCCAUCAAAUCCAUGGUCAAAGAAAAGAAAGUCGUCGUCCUGGCGCGCAACCAAUCACCGUCCCCGUCGCCCACCCCGAAAAAUCGCAGUCAAUCAUUGGCCGACGGCCCCCUGGGCACUAGUCCCCAGAAUAUGCCGCGCUUCCAAAUUCCCAAAACCAUCACGGAAGUCCGCAGUGACCGGGAGAGUCUACAGCGCAAAUCCACAUCAAAAUCGCCCAACCGCAAACUCCUUCGUCUCAACACCGAGCACAACCUGCUCAGCCAGAACAAAUCCGCCCCCUCCAGCCCGGUGGUGACCCACCCGGUCAAAGUCAACGACAAACGCCGCCUGACCAUCGCCCCCAUGGCCCCCAUAUAUCCCAACUCCCGCGCCACCAGCCCCAGUUCCAAAUCGCCCUCCCCGAAGCACCCGGGGGAGUUUAUGACCCAAAGGUCACGGCGGGCCUCCUAUGCGCCGGCCUUCAUCUCCAUCAACGUGCAGAGCGUGGAAGAGGAUGAGGAUAGUCAGGAUAAUGCGCUGAAGAUCGAUGAGAAUAUCAAUCUGACAUUGUCGCCGUCGUUGAACAGUAUGUGUGAUCCCAAAUACUGGGACAAUGCCACACCGGAUUAUGCCCUGCGCCUGAAACCGCCACAACGGGACCGCUUGUAUAGUAGGCGCCGGUCGUCAGCGCUGUCGAAUCUCUCGUCGGAGGACAACAAUCUCUCCCGCUCAACAUAUAGUCUGUGUGAACGCGAUCUGUACAGGGAAUCCAAGGAGAAGAUACUGAAUUUCCGGCGUCUGUCGUUGGCGCCGCAGUUGGCGAUUUCGCAGAUUGCCAUGCAGAAACCGCGGCGUACGCGUAGUGCUAAUAAACUAGAAGCCAAAUUAAUCGCCGACAUGGGCGAACUAAAAUUCUCCGUACGGUAUUUUGCCGACUGGCCGGGACUCCGGGUGACGGUGAUUCGUGGGGAAAAUAUUGGGGGGAAAAUAAAAAACGAUGCUCAGGUUAAUUCGUUUGUGACGGUGUGUUUGUUACCGGGAAAGCAGCAAAAGCAAUCGGGAAAAAUACAAAAGGGAACAAAAAAUCCCGUGUAUAAUGAGGAGUUUGAAUUUAUGGAUAUGGACUGGGAGACGCUGGAGCAUCAUUUACUACGUAUUAGUGUACAGAAUCAGAAAACAUUAAAGAACGACGAUCUGGGGGAAGUGCUGCUUCCGCUACUCCGGCUUGACCCCGAUGUGGAUAACCGCAUGUGGAAAGACUUACGCAAAAAGUGCCAAAAUCCCAUGCAGGAAAGUGGUUAUCUGCAGAUCCGUACCAGAUUUAGUAAACAGACCAAAAAACUUACCGUGCUGGUCAUCAAAGCUCAAGAUUUACUGCGCAGUUCACUAAUCGGACCACCCGACACCUAUGUGCGUCUCGAGGUAAUACAAAAUGAGCGCAAACUGGACCGGAAGCAGACGAAGCUGGUAAAACGUACAAAAAAUCCCAUUUACAAGGAAGCCUUUUCCUUCGUGCUGGGCAUCUCUCUGGAUGAAAUUAAACAUACCACCGUGGAGCUGACCGUCUACGCUAAAGAGAAUCUUUUUGGUUCGGCAGCGCUAGGACAGGUAAUUCUGGGCUACGGCAGCACCGAAGAAUCUGAACUACGUCACUGGUCGUUGACCAUGCGGGAAUAUGGGAAGGAGUUCACCAAAUGGCACGCAUUGAUGCCUAUUGAUGACAAGGAAACCUGAUCUGGCGGCGGGUGAGCGAGAACGGGAGAAAAAAUUGCCGCCCUCAUGUUCUUUCCUCUAUAUGCGGAAUUAUCUGUCCCACGCAUUCCCGUGAGAGAGAAUUGGGUCUGAUUAAUUUUUCCAACCGUUGUAAUAAUUAGCUUUUAAGACGCCUGUACAGAAUAUUCAUUGGAGAUGUGUAUAUCCCGUUCUAUUCAGUAUUUUGUGAAAGAGGAGUUGCUGACGCAUUCAGCUAUCCCGAUGCAAAAACGAAUCGAUAUGUAAGCUGUGUUCCGGACAAGAAGCAAUAAUGCUCUUUCUGAUUAAAUUCAUAUUCAAAUCCAUUCCACGUAUACAUAUUGCGGCGCAGGUAGGCCGACAAAUGCUGUAUCUUUUUUAACAAUAUUUCUCUUUCCUUUGAAUGAACCCUUUGUAAUGCCGAAAUGCAUUUUGGUAGCGAUAACUAACAAUAGCCA